Triticum turgidum subsp. durum (durum wheat) is the source of this 852-nucleotide messenger RNA. The record is from the annotation of a GenBank genome assembly. NCBI's taxonomy places the organism in Eukaryota, Viridiplantae, Streptophyta, Magnoliopsida, Poales, Poaceae.
AUGGGGAUAGGUCAUUGUAGCCCAGUGUCGAAUGCCAAGAGGAAAUUGCCACCAGGUAGCCCGCAGAGACCAUCUGCCAAGAGAACGAAACACAGGCUUGGAAUCAGCAGUCUACCCAAUGAUAUUUUGAGCUCCAUCACAUCUAAACUGUCAUUGAAGGAAGCUGCCAGGACAAGCAUCUUGUCGAGUCAGUGGCGGCGUCUUUGGUUGUGCCGCGCCUACAUUGAUCUCAGUCAUCACACGGUCUUGUCGGAGUCCGACAAGGAACGAUCCUGGACUGGUCCUCGAGGAUUCAUCUUCAAUGAACUCCCAGCAACUCUCCCACGUCUUGAGAUGCUCUCAUUAAGUUGCACACAACUUGAGGGGGUUGAUUCAGUGAGCAGGCUUUCCAAAUUUCGUUCUCUGCGUCAUUUGAUAUUAAACUGGACUAUUUCUGACUCUGCACGCGGGACAACUGAUAUCCUCGACCUUGGUUGUCUCCUAGAGGCUGCCCCUUCCAUGGAGAAACUAGAAUUGCAUAUGGUAAUGGACCAUUUCCUACACAAGCGGUACCGUCAAGAAGACGGCGAGCUGAGGAGUCUCCCUUCAUGCCCGCACUCACAUCUCAGUUUGGUGCAUAUAAGCGGAUUCAUCCGCGAGAAAGAUCAACUGGAGCUGGCGCUUCAUAUUAUCCACAAUGCUACUGUUCUCGAAGCAUUGAAGAUCGAUCCAUGGCCGAGAACAGCUAACCCUGUACGAGCGCGCGUCAAGUCGGAAAACCGUCUUGCCAAUGGUCGGAGUGUUGCAUUGGAAUUUCUUUGCAAAGAUGACCACCGCAGUGUCGUCAGCGUACUUGAAGAUGUGGGGGAGUAG